AUGCCUGAGGGAAACAUGGAAUCCUUGCCGACAAACAUCCGUCUUGUUAUGCUGAACUGCCGGUCGCUGUCAACUGAUCUCCAACAAGCCGCUCUAUCCAGACUUCUGCGAUAUCUGCAUGUACCGUCUGCUGCAUUGCAGGAAACACGCAUCAGGGAUCGCCCUCUCAUCUGUAUCGACAAUUACACAAUCUAUUGCAGCGAUGCCGAUGAAAGGAAAGUAGGAGACUGCGCAAUAGCUGUUAGGAACGAUUAUAACAACCUAGUGAAGGAGUUUGGAUCAACGUCGUCAAGGUGCCUGGUUGCGGGAUUGCAGAAGACUCAAACUCUGGAUCGGGAAUCAUCGAUGCCAUCAGCGCCACCACCGCCCUAUUCUUCUCAGCUUUAUGGUACGGUUCCAGAAAAGGUCUCCUCGAGAGCCUCAACAGGAAUCUGGGUGGAUGGACAACCUAUUGAACUCGUGGAUGAGUUCUGUUAUUUGGGCUGUAUGCUGAAAAACGAUGUCAGCUGGAAGAAAGAUAUUCAGCAAAGAUGUGCUAAAGCUAACCCGUCAUUCAACUCAUUGACCAAGUGCCUGUGGUCGACCUCCAUGCCUAACGGAGUUAAGCUACAAGUCUACCUUUCCGGAAUUCGCCCUAUCAUGAUGUACCGAUCGGAGACUUGGGCAGCACCGGCGAUGGUGAUGAAAAAGCUUGAUUGCAUGGAGAGAAAGCUGUUUAGGCAACUGCUAGGCUAG
Necator americanus (New World hookworm) is the source of this 735-nucleotide messenger RNA. RefSeq lists its product as uncharacterized. The transcript is spliced from 3 exons. Bases 1 to 735 code for a protein of 244 amino acids. The record is from RefSeq and is a predicted model, not a curated record. NCBI's taxonomy places the organism in Eukaryota, Metazoa, Nematoda, Chromadorea, Rhabditida, Ancylostomatidae.